This is a messenger RNA of Ictalurus furcatus (blue catfish), 2618 nucleotides long. It is a transcript of the gene ssx2ipa, whose product is annotated as synovial sarcoma, X breakpoint 2 interacting protein a. Gene Ontology annotation, molecular function: NAADP-sensitive calcium-release channel activity. Bases 330 to 2009 code for a protein of 559 amino acids. The record is from RefSeq and is a predicted model, not a curated record. Gene Ontology annotation, cellular component: lysosomal membrane; plasma membrane. NCBI's taxonomy places the organism in Eukaryota, Metazoa, Chordata, Actinopteri, Siluriformes, Ictaluridae. The transcript is spliced from 14 exons.
GCUGCUUCCUGCUUAACCACCUGCGUGUUCGCGUGUCACAUGGUGCGUUGUGAGCCAAUCGGGAAGCCAUAUCCUGGUUGCCUGGAGACGGUUGGACCAAUGAGUGUCAGGAUUAGUGUUUAUGAGGAAACCGUGAAGUAUUUCAAACCGACCUGUUUGACGGCGUGUAAACACCUGUAGUUCGCGGGCUAACAGAAACAAAUAAAUAAGAAUAUACAUAGUCUGCACAUUUAAAGAGUUUAUUGUAACGUGUUUAUGUGGAUAUGAUCAUAUACAGUGCUCGAGCUUCACGGAGAAAUAACUGAAGGACUGUCUUGUGUGUGUUGGAGAUGGGAGAUAAAUGGACCCCACAGACGACACUGGUGAUGAUGUCUGACCCUUGUCUGGACCCAAAAGACCUGUCGAGCAUUUCCCACAUCAGUGUGUCCCACCACACACACGUGCACACACUCCCCUCCACACACUCCUACAGCAUACUGAGUGCCUUCUGUACCCAGGACAACAUCCCGCAGUGUCUCACCUAUAUCAACCAGGAAGCCAGCUCGCUGGGCCUGUGUGGUGUGUGUGUGGAGUCCAGGAGUGGUUGUAAUGCUCUGAGUGCUGUGCCUGCCCUGAACCUGCUGUACGAGCUCCUCCAGCUGCACAGGAAACAACUGCGCACGCUGCAGGACCUAGAGCACCAUCAACUGAAGAGCUGCAGUGACCUGGAGCACCUACAGCACAACAACUCCCGCCUCAAAGACCAGCUGGAACACACCCGCAGGGAGAACUCGGGUCUUCAUGAAGGCGAGCGUCAGCUGCACUUAAAGAUCAGGACACUGCAGAGCUGCCUGAAGUCUGAGAAAGAGGAAGUACAGAAGCUCCAAAGCAUCAUUUCUAGUCGUGCCACUCAAUAUAGCCAUGAUGCCAAACGCAAAGAGAGAGAGUGCACCAAACUGAAGGAACGUCUGAACCAACUACUGGUGGACAAGAGGGACAAAAAACUUGCAAUUGAUGUGGUGAACUGUGUAAGUCGCUCUGAUGGGAAGAGAGGAAUGUGGAAGACGAGCAGGAUGGAGGCGAGACAUGAGGGUGAGAUGUACCGAGCUCUGUUGAGUGAUUAUGAGGUCAGACUUCAGGCUCUGAUGCAAGAGAAUGCUGAGCUGAAGAAGCUGCUGCAGCAUAUGAAGAGGGACAUGGUGUCUAUUCUCAGCCCAAAGACACACUGCAGCAGGACAGAGGACAGCCUGGACCAGGAGAACUCUGAGCCUGAGGACGAGUGUGAGGAAUGCAGUAAAGAGAAUCUGGAUCAGAUGUGUGUGGAGGCGCGAGAGCAGCUGACCAACAGCAUACGUCUGCAGUGGAGAAGGCUAAAGAACCACAUGCACACACUCGACACACAAGUGUCAGUGUCAGUGUCUCAAGAGGAAGUGAUCUCCAAGAGGGACCAUGAAGAGGCCAUGCAGCGCAUCAGAGUGGAACUGCAGCAAUGUACAGAGUUUAUACACACACAACAGCAGCUACUCCAGCAACUGGUCUCUCCAUGUGAUGAGGACACAGUGGCUAUACUGAAUGAUGGAUACACACUGGAGGAGAAAGAACGACUGAAGGACGAGUGGAGGAUCUUCAGUGAGCAGAAGAAAACCUUCGAGAGAGAGAGAAAGAACUUCACUGAGGCUGCAAUCCGACUGGGACACGAGAGGAAGGCGUUUGAGGAGGACCGGGACAUGUGGCUGAAGACACAGUUUCUAAACAUGACACCAUUUAUAGAGCGAAAACGACCUGCUACCUCUCAUAGCCAAUCAUCAUUCAAUGCUGAGCCUGAAGCCAAAGUGGUGUCCAGUCCAGCUCCCUCAGUUAGGGGUGUAUCCCAAACAGCGUUCUCCACCCCUAAAUCUGCCUCUCUGGGGCUGCCCUCCACUGCCGAGCUUUACCGCACGCUGCAGCUUUGCCCUGAUGCCAGGAGCUGUAGCAGACGCAGCAGCAGCACUGAGACAUCAAGUGACUCUUCUGCUGCACAGACACACUGAAGAACACACACACACACACACACACUCAACACAAACACACAGAGAAGAAAACACUAACUAUACACAAAAGCACUGAGAGAAAAUGUACACACACACUCCACACACACUCCACACACAUUACAAUAGCUUUAAAUCUAAGUGACAGUCGCUCUGCUGUUUACAUGUUUAUUGAUCGGAACACAGCGGCUGCAGGUACAAAUAUGAAUUAAUCACUCCUUUAUAUAAUAAUAAAGAACACUGCUAUUUUUUUCCUCUGUAUUUGCAUGUUAAUGCAGUACAAUGAAUGUGAUAUUUUUUAGUAAAUAUGAGAAUAUUUAAUUUGACACAGUGUCAUAUCAGAGGUCAGAGGAAUUAUGGGAAACAUUUUUACAAUAGUUUUUGUACACAUUUGUAAAUUUUGUUUAUUCCUCCAUGUGUGUGAUUUUAAAUUAUAGAAGGUUUAUUUUUAUUUGUACUUCACACUACUUUAUUAAAUGUUAUUUACGCACUAUUUUGGUGUACUGCUCAGUACAGCAGUGCUCAGUAGAACAGUGUGUGAUUUAGGUGUUCAUGUGUUUUCUUAGAUGCCAUUUUUGGAUACAACAAUGAAAUAAAGGAUUCAUUCAAUUA